CCCAAUGGCGGCGCGCGCUCGGUCCUGCCGGUGGCUGGUGCCCCAGGAGCCGGGAGAGGUGGCAGCGGGCACCAUGGCCGAGAGGCUACAGUCCCCAGGCGGCGCCGUGUGCCCAGCCUCCUACCCCGACGCCCCCGCGGAGUUCCCCCCGCACCUCCAGGCCGGCGCGAUGCGGCGCCGCUUCUGGGGCGUGUUCAACUGCCUGUGCGCCGGCGCGUUUGGGGCGCUGGCCGCCGCCUCCGCCAAGCUGGCCUUCGGCAGCGAGGUGAACAUGGUCUUCUGCAUCUUAGGCAUUAUUGUGAUGGCCACUACCAAUUCUCUCAUGUGGACGUUCUUUAGCCGGGGCCUCAGUUUCUCCAUGUCUUCGGCCAUUGCAUCUGUCACGGUGACUUUUUCAAACAUCCUCAGCUCGGUGUAUGUAUCCUGUGACCCAGCAGUUGACUUUGGAAGAUUUAUGUCGCAGAUGUUGUCACCUGCAAGUGCCAAGACGUGUGCGAGGAAGUGGCAUAUGAGGUCUGGAAUAACUUCAAGGCCCACCCAGAGGCAGUGGUGGCCGCUGAAGAGAAUGACAUCUACUUGGAUGGUUAAGAAAUCAACUCCAAGAAGUGAGGCACCGGGGCGUUCCACAGGCAGGAGGCUGCCCAGCACACCUGGAAGAGGGAUUUGCUUUGUUUUGCAGGAACUAGAAUCGUCCAUUGGGAUUUCUGAAAGCAAUAAUAAUAAAAGAGGAACUCAAGUGGCUUUGCCCUUUCUCUGGUUUCCAUAAAGUGGAAGAAUGUCCAGCCGGGACGCAUCAGGGUUUGGGAGAGAUGCGGGCCACUCCCAGUUAAUUUCCAAAAUAGAAGAUGCCCAAAUGGGUAUAAACAUUUUAAUGAUCACCAUUUCAUGGAGGAGGAAACUGAGGCACAGAACGUGAGCAUCUGUCCCAGGUCACACGGUGAGUGUGUGCACAGGCCCUGCUGGGCGCCCUGCCCGUCCGGACAGGCCACGCCCUCCAUGUGCUCUGCGAUGCUCUGGAGAGCCACACUGGGCAGGGGUGCCAGGCUGGGCUGGCAACCCCUUGUGCCACUGGGGUGGACGCUGAUGCCCACCCCUCACGCGUGCGUCAGAUGGAUGUGCUCGCCAGGAAUUGGUCCGGGAGCUACCAGAGGCGCCUGGCUGGUACCUGUGGGCGGGCGGUGCCCUAGGCUUUACCCGGUGUUCUCCGGGACCCUGAGCACAGGUUGGCAGGAUACCAGGAGGGAGAGGGGAGAGGCCCCAGGAGUGGGGCUCCCAGCACCCCCAGUCGCUGCUCAGCCCGCCUGGCAUUUCUGUGCUGAGAGCGUGGGGUCCCCACCCCAGCACGCACCGAAUCCACCUAUGAUCCAGCCCACGAUGUGAGAAGAACCUCAGAGUGGACACCCACCGGAGCGAGAUGAGAGAAACUGGAGACCCUGUCGGGUAGGGGCCCGCCCCCUCCCUCCCUUUCCUCCCUCUCCCAGGAAUUUUCCAGCACAAACCCAGUCUCCAGACCCUCCCCGCCCCCAAGACUCGUGGAGGCCCCAAACGCUCUCAGAGACUGAUCCAAGUUGUACACAGGUGUCCACUGCUCCGGAAAUGCAGUGUUUUUCACAAGCAGAUCAGCUGGAGGUGCGCGUACAGGCAGCGUCCUGGACCGGCGCCCUUGCCCCCAGCGGUGGAGGCUGGGAAUCUGCAUUGAGUGAAGGGACAUGCUCCCCUUUGCAGGAAGGCCUGACGUGGGAACGGCCCCGGGUGGGGGCCCCAGGCCGGCUUGUGAAUUUGCCGGAUCUGCUGCUUCGGUUCCAUCUUCUACGCUCCAGCCCCUCUCGGCCAAGCAAGUACCAUUUACUCCAGUACCCCUGGGUCCUCCCCAUCCACCGCUCCCCGGGACUAACGCUGCCUUUGGGACCCUGGGGGCCUCCACCUCAGGGCGCAGAAAGAUCAGGUCAGUCAAGGGGAUUCCAACUUUGAGUAGCCUGGGAGAAGAGCAUUUCGAACAAGGUGCCCCUUGGGGGCCCCUGGGUGGCUCAGUCGGUUAAGCGGCUGACUCUUGAUUUUGGCUCAGGUCUUGAUCUCAAGGCUCGCGAGUUUG
Molecule: messenger RNA, 2092 nt
Organism: Herpailurus yagouaroundi (jaguarundi)
Lineage: Eukaryota; Metazoa; Chordata; Mammalia; Carnivora; Felidae
Gene: TMEM42
Product: transmembrane protein 42
Exons: 5
Coding region: 5-766 (253 amino acids)
Source: RefSeq, a predicted model, not a curated record